This is a messenger RNA of Topomyia yanbarensis, 13207 nucleotides long. Its product is annotated as neuroglian. Gene Ontology annotation, biological process: cell-cell adhesion; axon guidance. Lineage: Eukaryota; Metazoa; Arthropoda; Insecta; Diptera; Culicidae. The record is from RefSeq and is a predicted model, not a curated record. The transcript is spliced from 10 exons. Gene Ontology annotation, molecular function: protein binding. The coding region runs from base 755 to 4570 and encodes 1271 amino acids. Gene Ontology annotation, cellular component: axon; plasma membrane.
AAUGUCUGAAUUAAUGAAAAUGGACGGGUUGAAUUCGAACAAACUUUAAAUUCGAUAGCUGGAACUAGUUUUUCCUGUGCGCCACGGUCGGAAGCGCCGCACCCAAACUCUUGUGCUGAGUCAAGCAGACCUGCUGCAGUGGGCUGCAUAAGGAAAAAGAGAAGGGGGAAAUCGACGGAAUUUGCGGCACUGUGGAGACCCUCACAUCGAAGAAGACCCGUUAUUACGGCAAAACCGUCCAGUUUUCGCUUCUGACCAGCUGCCUUUGUGAAAGGUGUUAUUUUAGUGUGAUGACAUCAUUUUGACCCCCGCCCGAAUUUUCUGCAGCUGGCAGAAGAAUAAUGUUUUUUCGUGGUGCGUUUGCAGGUCAAAACAAGUAGGUAGCAGUUGAAGAAGAUUAAAAAAGUGUGCAAAGGUUUAGUGAAAAGUAAGCGAGGAUUGAGAAAAGAACCUAAGCUGGUCGUGUUCUGGAUUCCGGUGGAACUCAUUGAAUAGUUUGUUGGCAUCGCACAACGCGAUACAUCCCAUCAGUGCCGGAGGGAACGACCAACGAAACGGCGCGCGAGUGUUGCGUAUUGUGAAGGUGCCGUGGCAGAAGCAGGCACCUGUCCUAUCUCCCCUACUACAGGUCGUCGUAGCGGAGUAGUGAUAGGUAGCAGGGUAGUGUUAUAGUUUAAGUGUAGCGGUAAUAGGAAGAGCCGGUGAAAGUGUUGGUGUUAGCGUGUGUGCAAUUCAUCCGAAUUUAUCCGGAGUCAUGUGGACAAUCAGUAGACGCGGUGGCGGGCCGGCAUUAAUCGUGCUGGUGGCCACCUUAAACGUCCUCGCCGUGCAAAGUCUCAUUCAUUCACCACCUCGCAUUAUCAAGCAACCGCCAACGGACGAGAUGCUUUUCCAGGUGGCCCAGCCAGGUGAAAACGACAAGCCCUUUAUCGUCGAGUGCGAAGCUGAAGGUGAACCAACACCAAGAUACCGAUGGAUCAAAAACGGUAAAAAGUUUGAAUGGCAAACAUACGAUGACCGCAUGUCGCAGCAGCCGGGCCGCGGUACGUUGGUAAUCAAGUCGCCUCGCGACGAAGAUCUCGGUCAGUAUCAGUGCUUCGCGGAGAACGAACACGGUACGGCGACGUCCAAUUCGGUGUUUGUUCGCAAAGCCGAACUGAACUCGUUCAAGGAUGAAACCGCCAAAACCGUCCAGGUGGAUGAAGGUUCACCCUUCAAAAUGCAAUGUCAGCCUCCAGAUGGUUGGCCGCGACCGAAUGUGUACUGGUUGAUUCAGAAUAUGGACGGUGGAAUCAGCUCUAUUAACAACUCUCGAAUGACACUUGAUCCGGAGGGAAAUCUGUGGUUCUCGAACGUCACCCGCGAUGAUCAGUCGGAUGACUUCUACUACGCUUGUGCAGCUUCUUCGCUGUUCCGAAACGAGUACAAAAUCGGUAACCGUGUGUUGCUGCAAGUCAAACAAACAGGAAUUUCCGCUGCUCAAAACAAACACCACCCGCAGCGACAAUACGUGUCUCGAAAGAAUGAAGUCGCAUUACGGGGGAAGAAAAUUGAAAUGUACUGUAUAUAUGGCGGAACGCCGUUACCUCAAGUGGUCUGGACCAAAGACGGGCGACCGAUACAGUGGAACGAUAAGAUUCAGCAAAACAAUUACGGCAAGUCACUGGUGAUACGACAUGCCACUUUCGAAGAUCAAGGCACGUACCAGUGCGAAUCGUCCAACGGUGUAGGCAGUGCCGAGUCCUAUUCAAUUCGGUUAGAAGUGCAAGCCGUACCAUAUUUCACCGUGGAACCGGAAAUCGUAAAUGCUGCCGAAGAUGAGACGGCAGAGUUCCGCUGUGAAGCUACAGGUGUUCCAAAACCUAAAAUCAUCUGGGUUCACAACGGAAAACCGAUCGACCAAUCACCGAACAACCCUAGACGCAUCGUUACUACUAACAAAAUCUACUUCACGAAGUUGGAAAAAGGCGAUACGGGUAACUACGGUUGUAACGCCACCAAUUCGCUCGGCUACGUGUACAAGGACGUUUACUUGAACGUUUUGGCCCUAGCACCUGAAAUUACCGAACCACCGAAGCUGGAAUACACCGUAGAUCGACGCAAUGUAACCAUGACCUGUCGUGUGUUUGGUGCCCCCAAGCCAGAAGUAAAAUGGAUUCGUAACGGACGUGAGCUUACCGGUGGACGGUAUCAAAUUCUCGAAACUGGUGAUCUUUUCAUACGAGGCGUUGAAUUUUCCGAUGCCGGAGAGUACACCUGUAAUGCCAUAAAUAAACUUGGUGAAAAGUCUGCCAGUGGAGAACUGGUCGUAAAGGAACACACUAAGAUCAUUGACGAACCACAGGAUUACGAAGUUGUAGCUGGCACGCAAGCAACGUUCCGGUGUAAUGCUGUGGCGGAUUCUUCUUUGGGUUUAACGAUCGAAUGGUUAACGGACGGAGUGCCGAUUGACUUCGAAACACAGCCUCGAUUUGUGAUGACGAACGACUACUCUUUGACUAUUUCGAAGACUAUCGAACUGGAUACGGGCGUGUAUACCUGUUUGGCAAGAACCGACUUGGAUGAGGUAAAUGCUAAUGCUACCUUGACUGUCUAUGACAGGCCGAAUAGUCCCUCCCUGGUAGGAAUCGAGUGCCACCAGGCUGUGGCAACGAUUACGUGGAAACCAAAUGGCGAUAAUCGCUCACCUAUUUUACAUUAUACCAUCGAGUUCAACACUUCCUUCACACCGGACAGCUGGGAAAUUUCCACCAAAGACGUUCCAGCUACUGAUUUCACCUACAGUGUCGAUAUGAGUCCAUGGGCCAACUAUACAUUCCGCGUGAUUGCUAUCAACAAAGUUGGCCCUUCGUUGCCAUCCGGUCACAGUGAUAUCUGUACCACACAACCAAGUGUACCCUUCAAAAAUCCCGAUAACGUCGAAGGCCAGGGUACCGAACCGAACAAUUUGCUUAUCAAAUGGACUCCAAUGUCGGAAAUCGAACAUAACGCACCCAGAUUCCAAUACCGUGUCUACUGGCAGUUAGAUACUGGAGUAGAUAAUUGGAAUACAGAGGAUAUAUUCGAUUGGCAACAAUCGGCAUUGUUAGUGCGCGAUCAACCAACAUUCCAGCGCUAUCGAAUCAAAGUUGUCGCAAUCAAUGAACUCGGUGAAGCUAACGUUGCGCCCAAGGAAGUAAUCGGGUAUUCGGGUGAAGACAAACCUCUGGAACCACCAACCAACUUCACUCUGAUCCAAGUUACAGCUCCCACUUCUGCAAUUCUUAGCUGGAAUCCAGUAACGGAAGAAAGCGUCCGUGGUCACUUUAAGGGCUACAAAAUCCAAACAUGGACCGACACCGAUGGCGAAGAAAACUUACGGGAGGUACUCGUAACAGCGGAUUCCAAACAAGCUCUAGUCACUGACUUUGUCCCAGAUUCGACCAAUUACGCCCGUAUUCUGGCCUAUAAUGGACGGUUCAAUGGUCCUGCUAGUACCACGCUGUCCUUCGAUACUCCAGAGGGAGUUCCCAAUACGAUACAAUCGUUGGAUGCCAUCCCGUUGGGAUCAUCCGCUUUCCUGCUUAAGUGGAAGAAACCACUUCAAACGAAUGGUAAAUUAACCGGUUAUAAAAUCUACUAUGAAGAGGUCAAGGGCACCUCGUUCGGACCUCGAAUGGAACGUGAACCACACAUACAUGAUCCACGUAUCACUGAUGCUAAACUAGGCAAGCUGAAGCAGGGUACCAAGUACCGGGUGCAUGUCGUUGGAACCACCAAAGCAGGAGAGGGACAAGACUACUAUAUCGAACAAAAGACUGCCAGCGGAAUCUCCAUACCGCCAGACCAACCCUACUUUGCCUGGGAACGCCAGCCGAACGAUAAUGGCCGAGCUGACAUUAAGGUCAUUUGGCAGCCCAAUUUGGAGGGCAAACCAGGAUCGCAUUUCUUUGUCAAGUACCGAAUCAAGGGAGAAAACCAGUGGUUGAUGACCGAACCGGUGCUAUACGAAAACCACCACACCGUCCAUGGGCUGGACCCGGACAGCAACUACGAGUUCCGGGUAGUUUCCGUUGAUGGCGAGUACCAGACUGAGUCGCUCUCGCAGGAAGUGGACACAUACGGAAUUGAGGGUCCCAUUAAAGUACCCAACGAAAAUGUUGCAACCGCCGGUUGGUUCAUCGGGAUGAUGCUUGCAAUCGCUUUUCUGAUACUGCUGCUAAUCAUCAUCUGUAUCGUUAAACGAAACCGAGGCGGCAAGUACGAUGUGCACGACCGGGAACUGGCGAACGGACGAAACGAUUAUACCGAGGAGGGCGGGUUCCCCGAGUACUCGCAGCCUGUUUUACGUGAUUACAGCUUGGACAAUAAAAGCCAGGGCCGACAAUCACUGAGCUCGCAAAAAGUCGCACCGGAAAGUGAUACUGAUUCCAUGGCGGAAUAUGGUGAAGGUGAUACAGGAGGACAAUUCACCGAAGAUGGUUCCUUCAUAGGCCAGUACGUGCCCGGUAAGCCACCGGUCAGCGCUCAGUCGACACCGCAAAACCCGUCGCUGCAAGGCGCCAACGCUGGCAUGGCCACGUACGUCUAAGUUAAUCAAUCUACUGCUGUUUGGUUUUCCUACUGGAGGAACUAUUGCUUGUUGUUACUCGUCGAGAGCUGAUAAUACGAACUGAUGGUUUGCAAACUGUAUGCAUUCGGCAAACGGAACUCGAAGCGGCGGAACAAGGACACACGUCACCCACUUUUGAAACUGUUGAUUUUUGAGAUUUUUUUUUGUUCUUUUGUAACUCGGAAUACAACCAAUACAAUAGUUUUAACGACAGUAAGGAAUUCUCUCGAAAAAAUCAACUCAAAUCGAUGUGUUCAUAACUCAGAGUAAAAAUCACACGAAAAGCUAACUUUCUUUACUUCACAAUCAGUACAAAAAUUUACGGGAAUUAAACAAAUGGCUAGUUUAAGUUAACCGCUAAUAAACAGGCUGCUGUGCAGGACCGUUAGUGAUACGUUGAGGGCACCUGUCCAAGAACCACAUCGGUAAUCAAUUCCAUUUCGGUUGCAGGGCAGCCACAGAUCGAUCCCAACCUAAAAUCGCAUUCUUUGCGUAACUCGCGCGUUUGGAUUCUACUUUGAUCGUUCGUGCUUGAAUUAUGACACCUACUAGUGUAAAUGCGAUCGUACGGAUGAUCCUCUCAAAGAGCGGGAUCCUCCACCCUAAAAUAUCUGCUUAAUUAUUUGGCGACUACAAAUGCAAUGUGUAGCUGCAAAAGCCUUCUUUGUCUUAGUCCGGCCCUUUUUUGUUUUAUUUUAUAACAUUUGUAUUGGUUAUUUUUGUUUAGUUAACUUAUCCUUUAAUCAAAGUGCCGAUCUGAAAUAAAGCUUUCUCUGCUUUAGUAGAUUCUCGGUAACUCUUGUUAGAAUAUAUAGAAGAUAGAAGUUCAACAGCGAAGCAGCAUCGUGACAAGUGAAGAAUCAAUUUCGUCCAGUAAGCAAGAAUCUCUUAUUCGUACUAGUUUUAAUUGCUAGGGAAACAAACACACACAGAACAAACCUACUAUUACAAUAUUUCCUCCUCCGUCUCUUUAUCUUCCAAGCUUGCGAAAGGAAAAGUGAAUUCGUUUUAAGUUGUUGUUAAUUUUAUGCCCGUUUAUAAAAUUAGUAAAACAAAAUGGAAUGCAAAGUGCUGGAAGGUAAGCGUGGCUUAGCACAAAACUAUCGAGUCCGUAUGUAUGCGGACAUAGCAUAACGAAGCGAGCUAGCGGAGGGCAUCUUCUUGACAGAGUGCAUUUGCUUUUGCAAUGCCGAAUGCCAGCGGGGAACAACGUUUUAUCCGUUUGGGUCUCAAAUCGAACAUCACACAAAUAUCUAUCACACACCGAUGCGCAUAUGCACUAGGAGAGAUAAGAAGCUCUUUGUAUUGAUUAAGAGAGCGUACCAUAGAUCUGUAUAUAAUGCGAAAGUGCUGCAAUUAUUUCCCAUUAAUUUUCGAAAGCAAACUUUUUUUAAGGUAAAGAACACUAAGAAAUGAAAAACGAAUAUGUUAGAAUGCAAUUCUUUUAUUUUAAUUGAAAUUUCCUUGAAUUAGUUUUAACUGUUUAGUAAGAGAAAGCUAAAUGUUUACUUUUAUUUGUAAUAAAGAACUUCUUUACAAAAUAUUUUGUUAUUCUUUUGUGUUUUAUUUAGUUCGGAAUCUGUAUGGUUUAUGGUGUUGCCAGGUUGCGUUUGUAUCAAUGACACUGUACAUGAGGACUAUACUACUAAUAAUCGCACACCAGUCUCAUAUGUAUACUGCACGUAGUCGCAAGUCAGUCCCAUGUUCGAUGGGCUUUCCUAUCUUCAUGCGACUGACUUCCGAUUAUAGGUAGUAGAGAGAAUCCCAUCGAACAUUGGGUAAAAAUGAGGCGACAGAACACACGCUACAAAAAUGAUACACUUACACAAUUUUACUAUUACGAUGCGAUAGCUGAACGACCUAAGCUUUAUUUAUUGUUUUAUUUUUGUUAAAGAAUUUUAUUGUAAGGGCCAUUCUCCUAAGAAGAAUAUAGGGUAAUGAGGAAUCAGAAUAAAUUGUCUCAUCCAUCGCUUCGGCCCACGUAUUUGUCCAAUCAAGCAUCGUGUACUAUCAACUGCGACUUUUUCCAAUUAUUUCCUCAAUUCUACUUUGCUGUAACUUGUAUGAGACAGUUGCUUCCGCGCAGAUCAAACACUUCUCUCAGACACCAUAAAAUAAACAACCGUGAAGUGGCCAAAGUUGUCUAUGAAUGUAAUAAAGGAACACAGCUGCACGUUCUCGGUAUAAACGUCCGAAUGUUUCAGGUUGUUCAAGCCAGUUUGAGAUUUUUGUUGAAUCUAGCAGCAUUCCCUGAUCCCAUUGAACUUUCAGAUUUGCUAUUUCUAAGUGGCCGCCACAAAUCCUCGAGUUAGACACAUCACUCGAUUUCUCAAAUGUACAGUUGUGUCCGUCCUUUCUACCGGUUGCAACUACACGAUUAACGAAACGCACUUCCUUGAGUCAUUUAGCUCCCAGCUCUAUCGAGAUCUAUUCGAAUAUUAUCCGGCGAUGAAUUCCCUGGCAGCGGAUUUUCGGUAGCGAUGUCUGUUUCGUGAGACAAUUUGCUUCCAUUUUUGUAACGAUAUAGUCGGAUAGUCCACGACGGUGAAUCUACCCUACUGUGAAUUCCUCGGCGGUAAUUUUUUCCCGAUACCGAUAUUCGUUUCUCUGAGCCAUGUAACUCCCCGCUUCAUCCCUGUCCAGUCCUCGGCGGUGGAUCUAGCCUACUCACGAGCUACCCGGUAGGGUGUCGAGGUCGGUCCGGCGAUUCCGGUGAAGCCUGAUGUCCGGUUCACUGGCGCCUGAUGACCCGAGCCCGGUGCCACAUCGCGUACUACUCAACCGUACGGUGGCUUUCUAGCCGAUGGCGCUACUCUGUUGGUCCAUUCGAUAGGCUCGAUCGUGGCACAUCUAUUCGACGACAUUGUCAACUGUCACACCCUGCAUACCCCUUCAAAUUUCUUCGAACCUAGGGCAUUCGAAGCCCACGUGUUUCGGUGUCUCUUGCACGUCCACGAACUUCGGGCAAAGGGGUAACGAAGCAUGUCCAAACCGAUGUAGAUACAUCCAAAAGCAUGAGAGUAGGGUCCAACUAUGCCAAAGAAGAAACAUCAUGCAACAGCCGCUUCGUUAGGUAUCAAAGUAUCUAGUUCUAUCACUUGUGACGAUCGAAGGAAUCAAAAGUGAAUUGACCAUACCCUGAAGUAUUCCGAGAUCCUGAUUCCCCCGGCAAAAAGUACACUUUUCGACCGGUUAUAAAACCUGCCUUGCAACACGCCAAACUUUUUUUUAAUUUCGAUUAUAGAGAGUUUAACCUUAUGGUCAUUCGCCUCUUCGGGCUAGAAAAAUCUCUUAUGGAAAAUUUCUAACCCUAUGUGCGGGGUCGGUACUUGAACCCAGGUGCGCUGCGUGCAAGGUAAUCGAUUUACCAACUACGCUACGCCCAGCCCCUACAUGUCAAACUUGACGAUUUUGCAAAUCAAGCAUACAUUUCUAUAACAUAUUGAGGAGUAUUUUGUUCGAAUUGAACUCAAUCAGAAUUUUUACCUGAAUUUGGUUCUUCCUGAAAACAAAACUUCGGUUCGUUGUGAAAUCCGUUCUUUGUCACGUGUCAAACAUCAUGAAAAUAGCCCAUCGAAUUUGCAAAAUCAUAAAAUUGGACAUGCCGCAAGACGGGUUUUAUAACGGGUCGAAUACUGUCCUCUUUGCUGGUGGAAUAGGUUUUCGGAAUACCCCUGGUUGUGACCAAUUUGACCAAAACCUUAAAAUUUCUUCCAGUGUACUUGUUUUGCGAAAUUAUGAGUUUGACAUGUCACAACAUGAGUUUUAAAACUAGUCGCAAAUUGCCCUCUUUGCCAGAUGGACCAGUUUUCGGAAUAUCCCGGGGUUUAUCUUAUUUGACCACAAACUCUCAAAAUAUUGUGUAAAAUUAUGAAGUUUGAUACCCUACAAGACGGGUUUUAUUAUCGAUCGAAAAGUGUCUUAUUUGACGGAGAUACAAGGUUCCCGGAAUACCCCGGGUUGUGACCAAUUCGACCAAAAACUCUCAAAAUGACCUCCUGCAUACUUGUUUUGCAAAAUCAUGAAGUUGGACCUGUCGAAAGACGUCGAAAAUUGUCCUCUUUGCCGAAGAGAUAAGGUUCUCGGAAUACCUCGGAGUGUGGCCAAAUAGACAAAAACCCCUCGAAAUGUUCUUUAGCGUACAUGUUUCCCAAAGUCGCGUAGUUUGACAUGCCGCAUGAUAGGGUUUCCAAAGAAUCCAAAAACGUCCUCUUUGCCGCAGGCACCAGUUUCCCUGAAUACCCCGGAUUGUGGCCAAUUCGUUCGAAAACUCAAAAUAUCCUCCAGCAUGCCUGUUUCAAAUCAUUAAAUUAAAUUUAGUCGAAAAGCGUCCCUUUUAGCGUAGGAAUCAGGUUCCCGGAAUAUCCCGAGUAUUGACUAAAACCCUCAAAAUUACCUCCAGUGUUUUUGCUUUUCAAAAUUUUGAAAUUUGACACCUCGCAAGACGGGUUUUAGAACCUGUCGAAGUGUCCUCUUUGCUGGUGGAACCAGGUUCGCUGAAUACCCCGGGGCGUGGCCAAUUUAACCAAAAACCCUCAGAAUGUUGGUCAUUACAUUUGUUUUGCAACAUCAUAAAGUUUCAUGCGUGGCAAGACUGGUUUGACAGCCAUUAUGAAUGUUCCCCAGUACUCCCAACAAAAAGCCCAAAAUUCAAAAUUCCGCUCAGUUCCUUUAAAUUGGCAAAUUUUUUGAUCGUCGAGAACCAUUAUUUUGAAAAUUAACAUUUUUCAUAAAAUGGUAGUUGGGGACGAAAGAGUUAAGUACGUGGCUUCCCGAUACUUAUCGAUGCUCGAUUUGUUUCCCUUCUUGUGGACUGGAAACUGGGUCGCUUUCCAACAGGAAGGAAAUAUUCCAGUAGCGUCAUUGUCAAAAUCGAGGAAACACCAUCUGGACCCGGGGAACUAGAUACUUUCAGGUUGGAGUUUGCGGCAAAAAAGCAGCAUCAUCAACGCAAAUUCGGCUGACGAUUCAUUGGGGACUUCACUCCAUACUAUGGCCAAAUAGCACUUUGGUUUAGAAACCUAUCUGAUAUCCAUCUUGACAGAGGUUUCAUCGUCUAUGAGAGGCAUCUUCUGAACUUCGCCAGAGCCUGGUAGUACAACUUCCAGUCUUCUUUUCGCUAUAUCCUACUUUAAAAUCCUAUUCGGUUGCUAGGAUGCACGGUAUGGAUGAUCAUCCUGGCAGUACUAUGGCUGGCACCUUAUUUUUAGCAAUAUCCCUAUCGGAGAGCUCCGGGUUUUCCUUUAUCGAACAUCUACACGAAGUUCCAGCACGGUGUUUGUUUGGAAUUCUUCGGAUUCUAAGUGGUAAAUACUUUAGUGGCUGUUGUGACCACAUAGAUAGUAGUUACACCGCAGUGUUGCCGUUGGAUGGUUGCGAUGAUUGUGGGGAUUUGGUUGUAGGUUAGAUUGCUAAAAGUUUCCCUUGCACACAAUCAGUGCCCGCUGUUGUUGUUGACCAUUAAUUGUAGUAUUUUGGUAUCCUUUUGAGAUAGAAGAACCUCUUCCCGAAUCGGGCUAGUUGUAAGGUUAUCUCGGAUCGAAAUAAGAAAGCCAUACCAAUCGACGGCGAUACCAAAUUUCCCAAGGAAUCGUGUGGGAAUGAGUGUACCCUGCACCGAGGUGAGAGAGUGAAUUUUGCUCAAUUCUGCUUUCACCACUUUUCAGGACUCUCCUUGCCUUUUGUGAGAAGCACCGGCUACCUCUGAGGUGAGCAAUGAAUGGUUGAUGGCUUUGCUCGUGAAUGCCUUGCAAAUAUUGGACGAUGGAUCUUCUCUGAUUGGUAUGCUAAACUUCUAUUGCCCGAGUACUCAGCAUAGCAUCGUAAGAAGAUCGCGAGACUCAUCGAUUUCCUGGGUGAAGGUGUGUUUGGACUCCCAGAUGAAGGAAUAGUUGUGGAGAAGUUCGAGCUUGAGAAUAUGUUGUUAGUGGUUUUCUGGGGACUUUCACAGACUGCAAGAACGAUUCUGGCACUUUCGACAGACGAAUCUGAAUCUUGGCCAUCUUUGAGCCAUCAGUGAUGAUCUUGCAGUAGUUAAAAUAUGUACCGAUCAUCAGUUGAUGGAAUAUCCAAGUAACAUUCAAAGUUUUAUAGCACGCUACAAGCACAAUCUAUGUUUUAUCAGUGGCUAUAAAACUACUAUAAAGCCUAAAUUAUUACUAAAUAAGGCUUGCACUGCGAAGGAAUAUACUCCUGCUCUGGAAACCAGCGAAACACUUAUUUCAAGAUUUGUCACUCGCUUGGUCCACUUUUGGAUUUAUAGACGGGACUACCUACAAAAGUAGUAUGGAUGCUUCUUGCCACUUACAGAGAAGGGCUUGCAUGGCUGGUGAUUUAUUCAAGGAAGCAACACAUGUAAAUCCUUGCAGUAAGGCAAACUUUUAUUUACAUUUCAGAUGCUUCUUACUGCAUACUAGUAUUUUGAAAACAUCAGUAUUGGAAAUUAGCACCCCAUUACUAAUACACAUUGCAAGUCUGUUAUAAGUGUUGAUUUCGAUAGAAUCCGGUUAGAUGACAACUGUCGAUCAGCAUGAGGAAUAGGGUCGAACCGAAACAAUCAGACAUUACGGAUAUGGUUUUUCAACAAACUCCCUCAUUUUUUUCUACGUGUUUCUUCAGUUCAGUAUGGUAUAUUUGUUUUUAUUAUGUUCGUCUAUUGCGUUACGCUUUUGUCGAAAUUAAUGAAUCGAAUGAAGGAAAAACACACAGGGUCUUAGUGAAAAUAUUAACUUAACAAACAUUUAAAAAAAUCUAUUACAUUUGCUUAUCCCUAACUGAAGUAUGUCGAAAUGAGAAGAGAAGAGAAAACAUAAACAAGUUUGCUUGUUUCUGUUGAAAGAACGAGAUAUUUCGCUUUAAUAUGAAUGAUCUAUGCUAAUUUGUAAAAAAAACUUAUUGCUUAUUUAUCACGUACCAACUAAACUUCAGUAACAUUAGAUCGUAAACUAGCUUUCGCUUAUAUCAUGAAAUUAGGACCACAGCCAUAUGUUCGUGCGAAAGCCGAAGCCGAAAUAAAUCGGUCGGACUGCCCUAGUGUAUUAAGAAAGGAUAACAGUAUGGUAAAGGAAAACAAUGGCAUAUUGUAGGCUUAUAAGUAGGAGAAAAUGUAUGGAAGGCGUUUAACAAAAUGGGUGCUUUUUAUAUACAUAAACCGCAAAGCUGAAACGGAAAAAAACGCAUGUACCGGAAUGAUGUAACUGCUACUCGUGAUGAGAUAAACUACGUAUUUUGUUAUAUUUUGCGUGAGGAAAAAUUACAAACAAAAUUAAGAGAACUAUUAUUUUAAUACUGACAAGUGCUUUUAUGGGGAACAUUUCGAUGAAAACUAUCUGUUACCCUGUUCUCGUUUGCUCUUAUUAAAUUGUAUUUUGUUUCCAAACUUUUAUCGAUCACUUAUAUCUGUACAGUAUGUUUGUCUGAUCGUUUUUGUCUUUGUAAAAAACAGAACGCAACAAAAAGGAAACUUAAAGUUUAAAUUAAGAUAACACUACACUCUAAAUUUAAUGUUACAUGUUUUUAUGAAAGGCAACUUGUACUUAGAUAACUGUAUAUUAAAGAAAUUGUAACUCUAGCAGAUAUGGUUAAAAAUAUUCGCUUUUUGUAAACAAAACGACUACAAUUAUGCAAUUAAAUACAUGGAUUCAAUUAAGAGCAAAAUGUUUCGAAAACCCCAAACUUUCGAGACAUCAAACGGCAACAAUUGCGCAUUUUCUCUGGUUAUAUAAAAAUUCAAACCGUCAUUCCACAAACUAGAGAGAAAGAAAAAUUCAUCAUGAAGCGGUGCCAUUUAUUUUGGGAACCUAAAACACAAACACUGCCGUUUCAGUCCCAUCUGGCAUCACUCACACAAAACUCCACAUCAUCAUCAUCAAACAACCUGUUACUAUGCAGAGUUCAAUCGAAUCAUACGCAAAGAUUGUAAAUGUUUAUUACAGAAAAGAGUGAACCCCUAUUUACACCGGGCAGAAGAGCUUGCCGAUUAGACAAAAGGAACGAAUGAACUUAGGUUUGGAACGAGUUACACGAAACGAAACGAAAGAUGAUAUUUUCUUCCGCGAAUUAAACAUUCUAGUGAUCAGAAAGAAAAAAAAAAAUGAUGGAAUAUUUUUUGAUGAACACCUUUGAAUUCCAGUUACCGAACGUGUAACAUAACUAUCAAUUAUUGCAUACAACAACUAACACUACUAGAAAACUCCGCAGAUGGCAUAUGCUUAGGUAAUGGGAUUAACCCUUAAAUGCGCAAUGUUGUUUUAAAACAACAUCGCGAAAACCAUCUCAAAAUUAUCAUAGUAACGUAUUAAAGCAGUGAGACAAUUUUCAGAAAAUUUGAAAAAAUUGGUUUGCGCCUUUAAGGGUUAAUAUAAUAAAAGUCGAUUUGGUUACUAAACUUUAUAAGCUACUAAUGAUAACGAUCACUCCGAAACAUGAUAGUGAAGGUGAAUAUUUUCACAAAACAUUGUAUCAACAUAAAUCCAAACAAAGAAGAAAAGCCACAAUUAUAAUUGAAUUUCACCCAGACAACUGUAGAUAACAUCAUCACUUGUACUUUAUUAUUCGGAAGUUCUUUGAUGUAUUAAUGCAUAUGCCGCGAAAUAAAUCACUACCGGAAUAGAAUAA